GUCCUCGGCCUCAGUGGCGGGGGGCGGGCAAGAUGGCGGCGGCGGCUCAGGCGCUGAGCUGCGCGGGUCUGCUGCUGGCCGCCGCCGCCCUGGCCCUCCUGGCCGUGGCCAUCGGCACCGACUCCUGGUACGAGACGGACGCGCGGACGCACCGCGAUCGCUGCCGGGGCUACGGCCACAAGCGCCACCCCAUCAGCGACCCGCCGGGCUCCAUGUCGGCGCCCAUCCCGCAGCUGCCCCUCCGCGCACGCCCGCCCAGGGCCCUCCUCGCCGCGGGGAAGGAGGAGCAGGCCCAGGCCCAGGCCCAGGCCCAGGCCCCGGCGGGGAAGAAGGCGGCGGGCUCUCCCCCGGCCCCUCCCGCGCCCCCCGCCGCCCUCGUCCUGGAAUCGCACUGCGGCCGGCGCUUCAACUCCACCGUCUCGGGCCUCUGGCGGCGCUGCCACCGCGAGGGCUUCGAGCCCGACAGCGAGGAGCUCAUCCAGAAAGGAAUCAUCCAGCGCUGCUCAGCUGUGAAGUAUCACUACACCUCAUCUUCCCUGCCACGUAAUUUGCCGGUCAAUAUUACCAAUACAAUUCGCCAAGAUGAAUGGCAUGCCCUCCAUCUGCGGAGAAUGACAGCUGGCUUCAUUGGUAUGGCAGUUUCCAUCAUCCUGUUUGGAUGGAUUAUUGGCAUGCUGGGCUGUUGUAAACAGCAUGAGCUCAUGCAAUAUGUAGCAGGGCUGCUCUUCCUUAUGGGAGGUACCUGCUGCAUCAUUUCUCUUUGCACCUGUGUGGCUGGGAUCAACUUUGAGCUAUCCCGUUAUCCUCGCUACGUCUACGGCUUGCCAGAAGACAUCAGUCAUGGCUAUGGCUGGUCCAUGUUCUGUGCCUGGGGAGGCCUGGGGCUGACCCUCCUGGCAGGAUUCUUAUGCACACUGGCUCCCUCGCUGAAUAGCCCUCGGACUGUGGUACAGAAACCUAGACAGGAAAACGGUGCCGUGUGAUGCGAAGGCCGCAAAGGACUCUCUAGCAAGCACAGUCCAGCAGUAGGUUCCCACUGAUGCAACGUGGGCACCUGAGAUUCAUGAAGCAAGGGUGGCCCUUCUCGUGGAACAAAUUAAGGGGUGCAAUUGCUUUUUCAAUGUCUUGGGGGAACACCACUCGUUGAUUCUUCAGCCUGCCUGUCUCUGAUACAAACGAACUGAUCAGGUUCAUUUUUAUUCCUGGUUUGCCUAAAGGAAAGUUUUCUGUUAUAUAGGAUGUGUUGCUGUAGGAUCUGUGUACCAUUUAAGCUGAACCAGAUUUCUGCUAGUGGAAGCCACUGUGAAUUCUGUUUGGUGUCCAGUGACUCAAAGGAACUCCAUUUCAAGGAACUCUUAAGGACAAGCCAGAGUCAGAGGCCAAAGGGAAAUUCAUCUAGUCUCAGUAUUGAUUCUCCUUUGCAACAGAGACCUAGACCUCUAUUUGCAUUGAAAUAGCACUUGAAGUCAGCUUGUUCUGAGGGGGCUUUAAUUAUUCAGACGGGGAGGUUAGAAAGUACUUUCUCUGGACCACUCAGUAUCUGAGCCUUGUCAGUUCUGGAAGCCAAAUAUGCAUAGCAGCUCAUGAAGCCAUUUGCAAGGUUGAUGCAUAGGAUACAAGGGGAAAAUGGAAUUUAACUAGGUUUCAGAUGCUUGCCAGAUUCUUCCACAAGGGGGCACACCUGAGUUAGUGAUAAUAACUCCACCCAAAAGUAUGCAAGUAGUCCAAACUUACAGACAGGAAUAAUAGUCUGAAUUUCACUGGGUUACUGACUCCAUCGUGACAUUCCUGUGUGUUAGGUUAAAGCCACAUGUUGAUUUAAAAGCAAGGCUGCUCUUCUGCAGUCCUGUCUUUCCAACUUCUGUAAAAAGAGCCAAAUUCAGAUUUACAAUUCCACUUCAAAGUUCACAAAUGAGCACAGAAACAAACUCGCCCCCUUGAUGGCAACUUUUUUGACAGAAAAGGGAGCAUUCUUGAUUUAAAGGGGCUUGCUGUAUGCACGUGAAUGAGAGCUGAACCUAAACUCAGGAACAUCAACAAUGGUGCUGAGGGGAAGCGCUGGUCUUUCCUCAUUGUACUCCUUUUCUGUCUCCCUAAAAGACUGCACAAGAAGCCUUGGUUAGAGGGGCUGUUUACAUUGUAUUUUUAAGUGGCAUGUAAUUAAUUACUCAGUGCUAAAGUCAAUGUAUUCAUGGAAAGUGUGAUUUUUAAAUGGAAGUUGUAUGUUUCAAGAGAUAUUAAAUUAAAAGGCCUGGUUACAGUGAA
Messenger RNA from Anolis carolinensis (green anole), 2265 nucleotides. RefSeq names its product transmembrane protein 178B. Bases 33 to 983 code for a protein of 316 amino acids. NCBI's taxonomy places the organism in Eukaryota, Metazoa, Chordata, Lepidosauria, Squamata, Anolidae. The record is from RefSeq and is a predicted model, not a curated record. The transcript has 4 exons. Gene Ontology annotation, cellular component: membrane.